This is a messenger RNA of Aureobasidium namibiae CBS 147.97, 1305 nucleotides long. RefSeq lists its product as uncharacterized. The transcript has a single exon. The coding region runs from base 1 to 1305 and encodes 434 amino acids. The record is from RefSeq and is a predicted model, not a curated record. NCBI's taxonomy places the organism in Eukaryota, Fungi, Ascomycota, Dothideomycetes, Dothideales, Saccotheciaceae.
AUGACCAAAAAUCCCGCCCAAGACUACCUCCGCAUUCUAUUAGACGGCGAAGGCCAUGGAUAUCCACAACAACCACAAUACCACAAACCAGGCCAAACGAUCAAAGGAACAGCAGUCUACUCGCCGCCCACCGAAGUCAAAGUACACACCAUGACAAUCCUCUUCAAAGCAACCCUCUACAACGAACUCAAAGACAGCGGUCAAGCUUCGUACGGUUGCGUGCGCACAGGAAACCAGUCCCUGUUUCGCUACGAAAAAACAAUACUCCAAGGACCCCAUAAAGUAUCGCCAAAACCUCAUGAGUGGGCAUUCGAGUUUGAGGUCCCCGAGAAAAUCAAGGUGCCGUUUGUGGCGGACUUGCAACCAGUUCCUCCUAGUUGGAAUGUGGUCAGUCUGGCGAGGGUGGUGUAUGAGUUGAAAUUGUGCGUCAACCCUCAUCGCAAUACCAAUACCAUGCAGAUUGAACGCGAUAUCCGUGUAUGGCCAUUCGAGCAUACAGAGCUGCCUCUGCCGACGCUGGAGACGCAACUUCUGAUGGAGCCGACGGUGGAGGUGCAGAGGACGAUUUAUGCGACACAGCGACGACGAUCUUCGACAUUGAGCUUGACAGGACUCUCGCGCAGACGCUCCUCCACUGUCACCGUACCCACUCUUACUCCCGUGUCUCCCACUACUACAACCAGCAGCAACGCGCUUUCCGGCCCCAGUCUAGCAAUUUGCAUGCCUUCGUCACUAGGCGCAUGGCAACGCUUCGACAUCAGCCUCAUCUGCCACAACACCAACAACACCUCCACCUCUACCGCACCAAUCUACACACUUCAAACCUGCGAGCUUGCUCUCAAAGCCCAAGUCUCCUUCACCACCGCCCGACCCACACCCACAAACACCUCGGACCCAAAACCACCCGCCAUCCCCAUCGCAAAGUUUAGACUCCUAGGCAAAGGCCUCCAACUGCCAUGCACCGCCACGCCCGUAACUGUAAAACGAGACAUGGCUCUCAUAGACAUGACACGAGGCGACGCCUCCCUCUUGGUCCCAGAUUUUGGCAUCGGCGCCUUCAAACUCGAAUAUAUCAUGGAAGCGUCCGUACAAGUAUUGGAUGUGGCUACAGGAGCGAUACUAGAGAGAAAAGCAGAGAUGGGGUUGAAAGUGUUGCCAGGUGGAUUGGCAGAGUAUAGAAGAAGUGAAGACGAGGAUGCACCGCCUGGAUUUCAUGAGGUGGUUGGACCACCGGAUUACGAGGAUGCGGAUGCGGGUAUUUGGGCUGAGAUGCACAGGACGCCGGCGUAUACGGUUGCUGUUUGA